This is a messenger RNA of Eriocheir sinensis (Chinese mitten crab), 7620 nucleotides long. RefSeq names its product protein artichoke-like. The coding region runs from base 949 to 4947 and encodes 1332 amino acids. NCBI's taxonomy places the organism in Eukaryota, Metazoa, Arthropoda, Malacostraca, Decapoda, Varunidae. Gene Ontology annotation, molecular function: protein binding. The transcript has 6 exons. The record is from RefSeq and is a predicted model, not a curated record.
AUAUUUUAACUGCCUCGUAAAACUGAUAUACAUACAAUCCGGCGGGAAAAUGUGGCAGCCCAACAUUAUUAAAUGUCGAGCGAGGAGUAGUGGCGGGCAGUUGCGACCCGACCGUCAGGUAGGAAGGUUGUGCGUCCCCAUAGCGCAACCAGUGCUCACCUUUCCUCACUCGCUCCCUACGAAUCCAAAAUCAUUAUGUAUCGAUUCACGUUCUAAUUUAGCCACUUGGGAGACGAGAAAUGUAGGCGAGACAAAUUAUUACGAACAAGGAAGUCUGGACGCCUCCCCCACGGGCGCCACCGUCGUCGUCGCCGCUGCUACAAGCAAAGCGAGUCGGCUUUGUUAAUGAAAGAGGAAUCUUGUUUACACACGGCCCGCUCCCUGCCGGCCCGGGAGUGACGCCGCCGCUGCCGCCGCCGCCUGGACGGGACCACUCGCCGUGCCUCACUCGCCGAGGAGCGUGGAGCGGAGAGUGAGUGGCGGGCUAAAGAGUGAAUGAGUGCCGGGGAUCAAUGAACGCACGCUUGUGCCAUCAACCAUUCCUCACCUUUUUGUUCGUCUCGACAAGCAAGUGUUUGGAUUAGAACAUUGCCCGCUCUGAAGCCUCGACCCUCGACCCCCGACCCGCCACUCAAGACGCCUCCCCGGGGCUUCCUGCCGUGCGUGGCCGACUGCCGGAGAAGGAAACGUACGCCUGGCGCACCUUAGGGGACACUGCAGCCCACGAUACACCUGUCUGUGGAGUGGGUGGGAUGCUGUAGCUCCCUCCCCCUCUCCUCCCCUUGUCUGGCCACUCCUCCGGUCCUCCCCUCACCGAUCCGUUCUCUCCAGGUGUGCGGCCCAGCAUGCACGGCAGGUGUGCGCGGCCACGGAUGGUAGUCGUGACUGGGCGUGACGUCAUCUCACGUGUCACAUAUCCAUAAUGGGUGACGGCCGCGGCCAACUGGCAUGGAGAGGGUGCUCAUCACAAGUCUGCUGGCGGCCUGGGCGGCGGACGGGGCCACGCAGACGGGCAGCGGCUCCUGUCCUCGCCCUGAGGACAACCCGUGGUGUUCGUGCUACCACUUCAAUGACGGCGUCUUCCUGGAGUGCUCUGUGGUACCCCUGUCCCGGGUGGCCGCGGUUCUGGUUCAGCUUCGCCAUCCCGUCAAGUCCCUUAACAUCUACGACCUCGAGGCUAACCUGACCACUUUUCCCCCGGCACUUUUUGCCAACAGUGCCGGAGUCACCAGCCUCAAGAUUUCUCACUCAAAUCUGCGAGAGGUUCCGGAAAAUAGUUUCCGGGGCCUUCAAACCUCGUUGCACUCCCUAAGCAUUAUCCAUAGCCACCUCACAUCCAUUCCACAGGCAGCCCUGCAGCGGCUGCCCCGCCUGAAGACACUGGACGUCGAGGCCAACAACAUCACAGAGCUGCAGAGCUUUAGUUUUUUAAAUAUCAAACUGGUAAACCUUAACAUGAAGGGAAACGGCCUCAGGAUUAUUUCCGAGUACGCUUUCGACGGCCUGGAGGAAAGCCUUGAGGAGUUGAACCUGAUAAACAACAAGCUGAAGCAGCUUCCCAUCCCGGCACUACGAAGGCUCAGUAAGCUACGAAUUCUUAAGGCUGUCAGUAACCACAUUUCUGACGUGAUCAGUGACGGAUACUCGCGACUUCCAGCGCUGCAAGUGUUGGAUUUGAGCAGCAAUCGCUUCACGCAGCUCACUAGCACCAGCCUGGCCACCAUGCCCGCCCUGCUGUCUCUCUCUUUGUGUAGGAACCAUAUAGCCCAGGUAGCUGGUGACAGCUUUAUUCAGAAUUCCGGGCUACAGCGGCUGUGUCUCAGCCACAACAGCAUCAUGAGCCUGGCGCCAGAGACAUUUUCAUACACGCUGGCCCUUCGAGUGGUGGACCUCAGCCAUAACCACUUGCACGCCAUCAGCAGAGGACUGUUUAGUAACCUCCCUGAAUUACGGGAAGUCUUCCUCUCAAACAAUAACAUUCUCAGAGUUCAAAACAGCACCUUUGCUAAUUCAACCAAAAUUUCUUUUCUCUAUCUCCAUAACAACGAGAUUCACUCCAUUGAAAGUGGUUCAUUUGAUAAUUUGGAGGCUCUCUUUGACCUACAACUCAGCUAUAAUAACUUGGCGGAGAUCCCUGACGGGCUUUUUUCAGGCACUCGAGGCCUCAGCACUCUCAGCCUUGACAACAAUAGGAUCACAGAGUUGGCUGGGGCCACAUUUAGUCACCUCUCUAAGUUAAAGGAGCUUCGCCUCCAAAAUAAUAAACUCUCCAGGGUUGAAAAAGAUACUUUCUCAUCUCUUCCCCUCCUCCAAGAGCUGCACCUACAGGAUAACAUGAUUCAGUAUGUAGCUAAGGAAGCAUUUUCUUCGAUGACCAAGCUGCAGCAUCUCAAUCUGAAGGGUAACAAGCUCGCACAGGUGUCGGAUUCCCUCACUCGCUACCCUGCAAGUCUCAUAACUCUACAAUAUUCUAAAAAUCAAAUCAGCACAAUAUCAACAGAUGCUUUAAGAGGGCAAAAUAGACUUGAGAUUUUGUGGCUAAAUGACAAUAAUCUAACCAGCAUGCAGGAGGUGCUGGUGCAUGACCUCUCCCUCCUGCAGGAGCUGUAUCUCCAGAACAACAACCUCGGCUACAUCCAAGAUAAGUGCUUCCACAACAUGAGGAAGCUGAAGCUCCUCAAGUUAUCCAAUAAUGAUCUGCAGCACAUCAGCUCUCUUCUUUUCGAUGGUCUCACCUCGCUGGAGAUUCUGUUACUUGACCACAAUGGCAUCAGAGAAAUUGAGCCGAGAAUAUUCCAACGACUAGCCAGUCUGAGCCAUCUUGACCUUUCCCACAACGAGAUUCUGCACGUGCGACGCUUCAUGUUCGAAGGAAGUAUCCCUUUGAGGGUCCUGUUGAUGAAAAACUCUGCCAUCAGCGAAGUGGACCCGUACGCCUUCUCAAGCCUGCGCCAUCUGGAGGAGCUUGAUUUAUCUUACAACACCAUUGACCAACUCAACAGAAUCUCCUUCAGCGUACCCUCCAUCAGGAGUCUCAGUCUUGCAGGCAACGUUUUUCAAAUAAUCGAGGAAAAUGCAUUCUAUGACAUUCCUAACCUGGACUGGCUAGACAUGAGUGCAUGUGGACUAUUCCGCCUACCACCGCAUUUGCUAGCCAAGGCUGUCCAUCUCACACACCUCAACAUUGCCAAAAAUAACUUCACUGACCUGACCUCCCUCUUCUUCCAUAAGUUGCAGAAUUUACGAGAGGUUAUCAUGUCGCACAACAACUUGACUAAUAAGGUCGUAAACGCCGUCGAAGGUCUUACCAAACUCGAAGUACUUGUCCUAAACCAUAACCCAAUCGAGGAGCUACGGCAGCCCCUGAACGACCUUCCUAGCUUGAGAGAGCUGCACCUGUCUGCCACUAACCUAUGGAGGGUAGAUCGACACGUUCUCAUAAGACUGAAAAACCUUAAGACUCUCGAUCUCUCUGGUAAUCAACUGUCUGACAUCUCUCGGGGCAUGCUGGCAGGUUCGAGCGUCAGCCACCUUAAUCUGGCGGAAAAUCUUUUCCCUCAGAUCCCCAACACCAUCUUCCAAGAGGGCGCCCCAAAUCUCCGCGUCCUCAACAUGUCUGACAACCCCAUGAGGCGGAUCACGGACCCUCUGGUGGCAAUAGGUCCUCCCCUUACUUUAGAGGAGCUUGAGGCUGCCAGAACUAACCUGACGACACUAACAACUUACGAUCUACAGCAGAUGCCCAAUCUCCGCUACCUCAACCUCUCCCGUGCCUCCAUCAACACAAUCUCCCCCACCAGCCUAAGGAACUUGACGCACCUCACCCAUCUCAAUCUCGCUUACAACCGCCUCCAGAUCUUGCCAAAGGACAGGCUGCGCGGGCUACGAUCCCUCGUCGUCCUUAACUUAACAGGAAAUAUUCUCAAGAAGCUAGAACCUCUGCCUUCCGCCUCCCAUUCCCUCAAGGUGCUCGACGCCUCGGGAAACAAGCUGACGGGGUUGGCGCAGUCGUCCUUCAAACACAGCGAAUGCCUGGAGGUCUUGCUUCUGGGUGCCAACUGGAUUACCACCAUCCAUCCACGCACAUUCCUGCCUCUCACCACACUCCGCCGACUUGAUCUCUCCAAUAACUACCUGGAGGAGUUGUCCAUCGCACCUUUGGAACCCCUGGAGCGGAGGCUGGAAUGGCUACGUCUAGACGGUAACCCUUGGAGGUGUGGGUGCCGCAUGGGCCAGCUGUGGACUUGGCUCCAGGACCACUUGUCAAUGGUGCCGGACCUCCGUGAACUAAUAUGUCACCUUCCCAAGGGGCUCUCCGGGCAGCCUUUCCUGAUGCUGUCAUCGGCCAUGCUGUGUCCUCAGCCGCUCAUCCUUCAGCUGUCCGUGCAGGACAUCCAAAGUCAAUCCCUGGUGCUCAAGUGGCAUCCUUCCAACGAGUCCUCCAUUCAAGGCUAUAAGGUGUCGUUUCGGGAGACAGGCGAAGACGGCAGUGUGGUGGGCGGCCUCAAGACCCGCUCGCUAACCUCCACCCCCACAAACUACCGCCUGACGGGGCUGAGGCCGCGCACGAACUACCUUGUGUGUGUGCAUGGCCUGACCACGUCCGCCAACCCCACCACCUUCCAUCACCACCACACGACGCAAUAUGCUCCCGACCUGAGCAGCAAGUGUGUUCGGGUAAGGACACAUGACCCGCUUCCCACCAAGGUAGAGCUCAGUAACCGCCUCGCCAUCAUGAUCGGGGUCUCGUUGGGCAUCGCCAUCUUCUUCAUAGCUGGCACCAUCAUCUGCUGCCGCCAGAUGUGCAAAGACAGGAGUGAGGCGGCCAAGGCUAAGCUGGAAUCCAACGCCGGCGGCCAGGACUACCACACCUACAGGCAGUUCUCCGUCCAAGACAAUAAUGACGCCUCCGCCUCUGCUCCCAAAGAUGGACAGACAGAGUGCUAGUGACGCUGAGGCGCGGCAGGUCGUGCCGCAAGAGAGGUCUAGCGGAGAGAGGAACAUGCUCCCUCUCCCAAGAUUCAUAUCAGUCCAGUAGUUACGGCCUCCACCGCAGCUCCAUCUAACUCAUACAGCUGCAUUGGAUCUGAUUUCAGCUAACUGCGUGACUGCAGUAUUUCAUAAUUCGGUUAAAUGUUAACAAAAAAAUGGCACCCAUCCCUCCCUUUACCCUUACCAAAGUAGAGACUUUUAUAGCAAAUAAUCAAUACAAUGGGCCACCCUAAAGGCAUAAAGGAACAAUUGUGGAGCUUCGAGCUCCAAGACCCUUCCGUCAGUUUGUGCCUAUGUGUGGCUACUUGGGCGCGGUCGGUUGUAGAGAGGAACGGCGGCGCCCCGCAGCACUAACCCCUCCCCCCCCUCACACCGCUCAGCCAUGACGUGGCUGCUCUUACGCACCAUGAAUUUUACAGAGUUCAAAACUGACGUGUUGGAGUGUUGAAAAAGUAUUAAGAAGCAAUAGUUUAUCACGUUUUUGUGAAUAAUAGUUUUAUUAGAAAAUAAUAUAAAGCUGUUUUGAGAAAAAUGGUUACAUAUAUUAUAUUUAUUAGAAUGAAAUAUUCUUUAUUCUUGAGCUUUAAUAGAAAUAAAGUAAGCCGCUUGAUGUGUUCAACCCCAUGAGGAGCCACGAGCGGACGAAGGUUGCAACUCGGGACCAAAUUUCCGUGGAGAGGAGUCACCACGAGGACUAUAAUCAACAUGCAUCACGGGUACUUCCCUUCAGGUGACAGGCCUGCUACGCACAUCUCAGAAUUUCCCUUGAUAUCACAACAGUGGAUGGCAACGUCAUGUCAUCUGCUACAGUUCGUGGGAAAUAAAGUUUGGUUAGGGUAACAACAUCACCAGCAGCAUGUUUCUCCAGAGGCGGUAAUACAUCUGUUAUUUGCAAGGAUGUAGCGUUUGUUAAUCGUCUUGUUAUAAAGUCAGGGCCAGUCUGUCAGGGUGGAGCAAACCCAUAAGGGUUAGCACUCCCGCCUUCAAGAGCAGGGCGCCGCGCGGGAGGUUCCAGACCGUCGUUGUACAUUCCAAAUCGUAGGACUUUAUUGUGAGAGUUAAACUAGAAUCAAGUAGAUACAUUAGCAUUAAAAAUGGUGUUAAUUGUAUCGUAGUGAAACACUCAUCAACCUGGCCAUUUGACGGGCAUAUGAAAGCCAAGUAACCACCGAGAACUUUGCUUGAGAUGAGCUUUUCAAAUCAGCGCCUUUCAAGCACUUGACAGACGAAGUGCUCGGAGGUUACCUGGUGCCGGGGUGUUGGAGGGAGCACUUGUAGCCACCCACGCCACACACACACACACACACACACACCGGUAGGCUAAUACACACGGCACACACCUUGACACAUCAGCCACAGCCACACCUUAAACGUGGCACUCCCUCCGUGCAGUGCCUCGACUUUCCCACGGCUGUAACCCUGUUCGCCUAAAUUUAUAUACACCAAGUCAAGUCAUACGCAGGUUUGUGGGAGGAGACGCGACAGAGGCGUGGUUUAUGCGUGACACUGCUUGGAGCCAAACUAGAGAAUGUAGAAACAGGGAUUUCGAGAAAACGAAGAAAAGCGGACUAAUUUAAAUCAAUCACUUCAACAUGCCCUCGCUCACACCUCACAUCGCCGUUUGUAGUCAUUGAAAUUACAGUCACGCACAAUAGACAUUUUUUCGUCAGUGGCUUGCCUGAGCGCGCUGUGAAAGGAGGCGAGAAUGCACAUCCAGAGUGCACAUACGGCCCCAACUUUAGUCUCCCCUGAACUGGCGGGUAUUUUUUAUUUUUUUAUUUAUUUAUUUUUUUUUUUUUUAUAGCUUCAAGUGACGACAUCCCGCUGCUCCGCCCCAAAACCGCCUUCAGCGCGUAACGGUCGCAGUUUUGAAGCAGAGUGACUUGACUUGGUAUACAUAGAUUUAGCCUGUUCGCCACACAACCGGCGCGGCGAGUAUUUCCGUGCCAUCCAAUCCCUGUCAGGAAAGUCACUGAGGAAGGUUGACUGACCAUGUAGUCACUGUUCAGAGUAUCUUUACGCCCUGCCCGCUGAUCGAACAAAAUGAGUAAGUAGGUGAGCCUAUGCUGAUUUAGUAGUUUUAAUGACAGUGAGGUUGUGCAUACUCAUCCUAGCAGUUUCUUUUAUUGAAAUAGUAUACUGUAUAAUUUUUAGCACUGCAUUGGCCUAUUACUGUAUCAUAAGUACAGUGGCAUUCUGGUUUGUGCAUUCUUUUUUACUUUUAAUUCCAUUUAGGGAGAUAAGAAACUUUGAGUCGUGAUUACACAAACCUACAUAUCUCCAAAACCGAGUUAACUGUUAAGCGCUGUGAAGUGGAUACCGUAGAACCCUUCAUUGUCUUGGUGCAGUCUAGAUAACCGUUUAGCCACAACAUCUGUGUUUUCUUGAGAAGUACUACACGUACGCCGCUAAACAGUUUACAUCAUUUACGGUAACGGUACGUUUUUUUUUAUGAAGAAUGGCUACUGUGGCUUCUGUAUUCCUCCCGGACCAACGCUCAGCUCGUAAUAAGUCUGUCCUGUGUUUUCAACCUGUGAGGCUGCCGAGGAUGUAGGCUGUGUUAUGGUCGGUUUUAGUAUAUACUAUAUCCCCGCCUGUGGCCUUCUUGUAUAUACACCAGUGAAUAAA